AUGAAACGACCCAGUACAACGGACCCGAGUGUUUCCAUUACAUUUGGAGUUUACAAGCUUGAAGGAAGAAAUACGGAGGUUGCCGAAGGACGCUGCUACAACCUGCAUCAUUUGGACGAUAGCGAGAAUCCCAUGGACGCAUUGGCGCAUUUGACAGCAUGGCUUUCCUACGUGCAAGGGAAGACUGAUCACAGCUGGAGCGACGGUGACUACGUGUUUCCGGCGCUGUCAAAAGUGGCUAAAAGUGUGCUGAAGUCCGACACUGCAUCCACCGGUUGUGAAAAUGCGCGUGUAGAAUGGGGUAAGAAGAUGUCUGAGCAGGCAUUCAUCACCCUUCUCAACUGUGUUGUGCGAGAUCUGAAUCGAAACGGGAAAUCGACUCGUGGCUACGUCAAGCAGGAGUGGCGUGAUAUCUGGUUCACAUCUCACACGUUUCGUCGAGGUGGUGCGCAAUACAGGUUCAUGUUUGCUGUUCCCGAGCGUCGGUGGUCACUGCGCAUGGUGAAGUGGUGGGCGGGAUGGACCCCAAAUGAGUCGGCCGAGACGCUUGUACGCUAUCUACUGGACCAAGCGGCUAAUGACGAAGACAAACAAUUAGCGGACUGCUUAGCGCCGGAUCGCGAAGCGCACUCGGGAUGUCCUACCACGUACUCAGGUCGGAAGCGUAACCUAACGAUUCCUGUCCGACAGCCCCAUCGGCCGGUGCCAUCGAAAAGCGGCUGA
Phytophthora sojae is the source of this 723-nucleotide messenger RNA. RefSeq lists its product as hypothetical. Bases 1 to 723 code for a protein of 240 amino acids. Gene Ontology annotation, molecular function: DNA binding. Gene Ontology annotation, biological process: DNA recombination; DNA integration. The transcript has a single exon. The record is from RefSeq and is a predicted model, not a curated record. Lineage: Eukaryota; Oomycota; Peronosporomycetes; Peronosporales; Peronosporaceae.